AUGGAUUGCUUUAUGCAGCAGAUGUGCGACGCCCUUCAUGACGGGUCUCUGGGCAUCGAUCUAAACAUUGAUCUUGGGCAAGUGAAUAGUGUUGAGUCCACCGUCCCGUAUUCAGGUUACCCUGCAGAUGUCGCGAUGGAAAGGCCAGCUGAGGAUGGAGCCUAUCAUGAUGCAGGUUUCGAGGAGAGGGGGUGUGCUCCUGUACCAAGCUUCUCGAAACCCGAUGCUGGCUUAUUAGCUGACAUGCUGGCUGAGCAGACUACCAGAGGAACCGAGAGAUCUGAUCCCCUUCAUCUUGCCUGA
Messenger RNA from Asparagus officinalis (garden asparagus), 303 nucleotides. RefSeq lists its product as uncharacterized. Bases 1 to 303 code for a protein of 100 amino acids. The transcript has 2 exons. NCBI's taxonomy places the organism in Eukaryota, Viridiplantae, Streptophyta, Magnoliopsida, Asparagales, Asparagaceae. The record is from RefSeq and is a predicted model, not a curated record.